Messenger RNA from Acipenser ruthenus (sterlet), 3713 nucleotides. RefSeq names its product mothers against decapentaplegic homolog 2. Gene Ontology annotation, biological process: BMP signaling pathway; cell differentiation; regulation of transcription by RNA polymerase II. The record is from RefSeq and is a predicted model, not a curated record. The transcript has 11 exons. Gene Ontology annotation, molecular function: DNA-binding transcription factor activity, RNA polymerase II-specific; I-SMAD binding; RNA polymerase II cis-regulatory region sequence-specific DNA binding. Bases 553 to 1956 code for a protein of 467 amino acids. Gene Ontology annotation, cellular component: heteromeric SMAD protein complex. Lineage: Eukaryota; Metazoa; Chordata; Actinopteri; Acipenseriformes; Acipenseridae.
GUCUGAGAUUGUGUUGGGGCGACAGGAAAAAAAAAAAAAAAAAAAAGGAAUAAUGAAAUCUCGUUGAAAUUAUUUAAAAUUCCCCAACCAGAAAAGUUUCCAUCUUUUCGCCGUUUGCAUGCAACAUUUUUCCCUGGGCGUUUUUGUUUGGAAGUAUAGGGUUAUUUAAAAAUAUUUCUUAACCUUUUUUCCGACAUAGAAAGUAGCAUAAUAAUAUAUAUUUUUUGUCAUUUUUAAAUAAUAUUACAUUCAGUCAGAUUUUUGGGGUUAUUGCUGUUUUGUUUUUGUUUUUUUUUUGUUUUUUUUACUGCUUUAAAAUUGUAUGCUGUAAUAUCGGGGGUGGUUAUGUAUUUUAUCGCACGGAUUUAUUGUUACAUUGUCGCUCCAUAAGCAGUAGGACUGGAGAGCCCGACAGGAACUGCUAAGUGAAAAUCAUUUUUACAUUCUAAUUUAUGCAUCACGAAAUUUGAUUUAUCAAGGUUAUUUGCUAGUCGUUGGAGGUUGCCCAAAGUCAGGCUUUACCAUUUUGUGGUUGUGUGUCUUGGAUAUACAAUGUCCUCAAUCCUGCCAUUCACCCCACCGGUUGUGAAGCGCUUGUUGGGGUGGAAGAAAUCUGCCAGCGGAUCAGGGGGAGCUGGUGGUGGAGAACAAAAUGGACAGGAGGAGAAGUGGUGUGAGAAAGCAGUGAAAAGUUUGGUUAAGAAGCUCAAGAAAACCGGACAGUUAGAUGAACUGGAGAAGGCUAUUACCACUCAGAAUUGUAAUACCAAGUGUGUUACCAUACCAAGCAAUUGCUCUGAAAUUUGGGGACUGAGUACACCAAAUACGAUAGAUCAGUGGGAUACAACAGGCCUUUACAGCUAUCCUGACCAAACCAGAUCUCUUGAUGGCCGACUUCAGGUAUCUCACCGUAAGGGUUUACCGCAUGUUAUCUACUGUCGAUUGUGGAGGUGGCCAGACCUACACAGUCAUCAUGAGCUACGAGCAAUUGAGACCUGUGAAUAUGCUUUUAAUCUUAAAAAGGAUGAAGUGUGUGUUAACCCUUAUCACUACCAAAGGGUGGAAACGCCAGUUUUGCCGCCUGUUCUUGUGCCAAGGCACACAGAGAUUCUAACAGAACUGCCUCCGCUUGAUGACUACACUCAUUCCAUACCUGAAAACACUAAUUUUCCAGUAGGAAUUGAGCCACCAAACAAUUACAUCCCAGAAACACCACCUCCUGGAUAUAUCAGUGAAGAUGGAGAAACAAGCGAUCAGCAGAUGAACCAAAGUAUGGACACAGGUUCUCCAGCAGAAAUGUCGCCUAGCACUCUUUCACCUGUCAAUCACAGCAUGGAUCUACAGCCGGUGACUUAUUCAGAACCAGCAUUUUGGUGUUCAAUAGCAUAUUAUGAGUUAAAUCAGCGAGUUGGAGAAACUUUCCAUGCAUCUCAGCCCUCCUUGACUGUAGAUGGGUUUACGGACCCAUCCAACUCUGAGAGAUUUUGCCUUGGUUUGCUCUCCAAUGUAAACAGAAAUGCAACAGUUGAGAUGACCAGAAGACACAUAGGGAGAGGAGUGAGACUGUAUUACAUUGGCGGAGAAGUUUUUGCAGAGUGUCUCAGUGACAGCGCUAUCUUUGUCCAGAGUCCCAAUUGCAACCAAAGAUACGGCUGGCAUCCUGCAACUGUUUGUAAAAUUCCACCAGGGUGCAACCUAAAGAUCUUUAACAACCAGGAAUUUGCUGCACUUCUUGCUCAGUCAGUGAACCAAGGAUUUGAGGCAGUUUACCAAUUAACCAGGAUGUGCACAAUUAGGAUGAGUUUUGUAAAAGGAUGGGGUGCAGAAUACAGACGACAGACAGUGACGAGCACUCCUUGUUGGAUUGAACUUCACCUAAAUGGACCGCUGCAAUGGCUGGAUAAAGUGUUGACACAGAUGGGCUCCCCCUCAGUCCGCUGCUCAAGCAUGUCCUAAUACUGUUGUCUGGACAGAGACAAAUAUAACGGAGUCCAAAUAACAGGCUUAAUUUCUUUCAUAGUACUUGUUUGUGACCCCACAGACUGUUCACUGUUAAAAACAGAAAUGGCACUUGAUGUCCCAUCAGCUUUAUGCACCUUGUUUUUAUUCUGUCCCCAAACCCCUAAAUAUUAAAUGUUUUAGUCUCUAUAACUCAAUUAUAGCUCUACUUAAAAGGGUGGGAUGGGGUGGACAUGGAGAGGGUGAUCCUGUUUAGUUCAUGCAUAGCAUUGAAUUUUUUUUUUUUUUUUUUUUUACAUUUGUAUUAAUAACUUGGAUCUAAAUCUAAGGAUAAACAAACAAUAAAAGUGGUAAACUUGAUGGAUAAUUAUCCAAAUGAACUUUUCAGGUCUACCAUUUUAGCCUUUUUUCCCUUCACAAAUAAAUGUGUUGUGAAAAAUAAGUUACAAAUGACAAAUGCGGUAUAUAUAUAAAACAAGCAAUUAUGCCCCCGCCCCAUUUUUUUUUUUCUUUCUUUUGAAUGCCAUGGCAUGUUAUUUUCAAAUUGAAGUGUUUAUAUUGAUCCUUUAGGUUAGGGUAAGCACAAAAGCUGGCAAUGAACUUGUAUUAGGUACCUACAGUGCCCAGUAGAGUUCCCUUCAGGCUACCCUUUUCUAUUGUAAUCAAAGUGCUUUUAUCUUUUUUUUUUAAAGCUAGUCCAAUUCAUUUUUUCCUUUUUAUUAAACAUGUUUUUAGACCACAUCCUGUUUUUUUUUUAAAAAAAGGAUCUGCUUAAAUGGAAGCAAACAAAUGAUACAAGUAUGAAUCAUCUUGAAAUAAGCCUACUUGUGGUUUUUUGUGUGCUUUUAGUAGCAUUGAAUACUGCCUAGUUAGCCAACUUUUUUUUUCUUUUUCUUACUGGCAACCUGACAUCUUCUAGAAUUAAUUGGCUUUCUCUUUUCUCCUCUUUUUAUAUAUUGUGCAAUAAAAAGGUCUUUCACAGCUCCAUUAACUUGAAAUGCCUUUGACCUGCGUUUUUAUUCUAUUACAUGGCAGAAUAAAUGAUAAUUAGAUGCGUUUUAAACAUGGGGCAUGUUGCCUUAUGAAGUAGAUUCUUAAUGAACUGUGAUAAAGUAACGGCGAUUCAAAAUAAUUGUUAGAUCCUUUAUCUUCAUAUAGUACCCAUUGUGAAGCCUUGGACACUGAGCAAAUUUGUGUCGUCUUGAUGCUCAAGCAGCCUGCCUAGGGGACGAAGAAGAAUAUUAAGACUGCAGAAAGGGGUUUUUCUGUAACUUGUAAAAAUGACUUUUAUGUACACCUUACUAACGACUCUUGUGAUCUAGCUGUCUGUCAUUUCUUUCCCUAUUGUGGCAGUAGCAAGAUUUUUAAAUGUCUUUCCUCUUUUCAUUGUUGAUUCCUAUCUUAUUACACUAGUAAUUGUACUUUGUAAGUGCAACUAGUGGUGAUCAGCUUUGGGAACAAAAAUGUGGCCAGUGUUAUAGCUUUUAAUACACAGUGGUUGUAUAGAGGCCAAGAGAAGGUUACGUUUGCCAUUAAGGAAUGGGUGUGAAAAUGAUACCAAAUAGCAAAGAAAAUGGCCAGAUUUUAUUAUAUAUUUUUUUUUUCCUUUUUGGUGAAGCAUUUAACUGUUUGUGAGCUUGUUUUACCAGUAGAGUGAUGUAUUGGUAGAACACGUGAACCUCGGAAAAUAAGCUUCAAGCGUGUUGCAUAUGCAGACUACAUGAAUACACUAAUAAAGGUUUUAAUUCUCAUGA